Miscanthus lutarioriparius is the source of this 513-nucleotide messenger RNA. The record is from the annotation of a GenBank genome assembly. NCBI's taxonomy places the organism in Eukaryota, Viridiplantae, Streptophyta, Magnoliopsida, Poales, Poaceae.
AUGAAGGCGCCUCCAUCUUCCUCCUUCCUAUUGUUGCUCCUGCUGUUCUUCCCUUCAAGCGGCCUUGCCGCCCCCAAGGAUUUCAACUAUGAAGUGCAAGUUCUUAUGACGAUCAAGAGCCUCCUCAAGGACCCCCCAUGGGAAGCUCCAAGCAAGGACCUUUCUGGCCUGCUCUCCCCGAGCAUAGGGAACCUGACAAAACUUGAGACACUUCUGCUGCAGAACAACAACAUAAUUGGGCCAAUCCCAACAGAGAUUGGCAAGUUAGCAAAGCUCAGGACACUUGUUCUUUCCAGUAACAAAUUACAUGGUACAAUCCCAAACUCCUUAGGCUGCCUUGGAAGCCUUCAGUACAUAGACUUGUCGUACAAUAACUUGAGUGGUCCAAUACCAAAAACGUCUGCAAGAACGUUCAACAUAGUCGGGAAUCCUCUUAUCAGUGCUGCAGAACAGGACUGUGACAGGACAGUGCUGAAACCAAAGGUCUAUCCUUAUAUCGCUGGUGAACAGUAG